This is a messenger RNA of Helianthus annuus (common sunflower), 3164 nucleotides long. Its product is annotated as LRR receptor-like serine/threonine-protein kinase HSL2. Gene Ontology annotation, molecular function: protein binding; protein kinase activity; ATP binding. The record is from RefSeq and is a predicted model, not a curated record. Gene Ontology annotation, biological process: protein phosphorylation. Lineage: Eukaryota; Viridiplantae; Streptophyta; Magnoliopsida; Asterales; Asteraceae. The transcript is spliced from 2 exons. Bases 117 to 3035 code for a protein of 972 amino acids.
UAUCAUGACAUUGUUAAGCAUAUAUAACAUUAACCUCGACCCAGACAUGAAUCAUGAGUAACAUCCAAAUCUGUUGAACUACACAAAUCUACUCACCUUGACCAUUAACCAUACUAAUGGCUAAUUACAUAUUCUACCUUCACCUUCUAUCCCUCCUCUCCUUCACACUCGCCGGCGAUUCCUCCACCACCCGAGACGCCGCGGUCCUCCUCCGCGUCAAAACCACCCAACUGUCCGACCCAGAUUCCAUGCUCAACGACUGGCUUGAAUCUACCUCCUCUUGCAACUGGACCGGCAUCAAAUGUAACCACCAAACCCUUGACAUUAUUUCAAUAGACUUCAGCGAUUUCGGCAAUCUAGCCGGCCCUUUUCCAGCCGAUUUCUGCCGGAUUCCAACUCUCCGCAACCUUAGCAUAGCUAAUAACUUAUUCAACGGUACCAUCUCUUCAACAUCCUUUAGUUUAUGCUCUCACCUCGCGUUUUUAAACAUUUCUAAUAACUUUUUCGAGGGAAAGUUACCCGAAUUCAUGCCUAGAUUCGGUAACUUAACCGUUCUAGACGCGUCUUACAAUGGUUUCACUGGCGAGAUUCCUCCAAGUAUAGGCGGAUCAUCUUCGCUUCAAUACGUCGAUUUUACUUCAAACUAUAUCUCUGGUAAACUCGCGGACUCGCUAACGAAUCUAACGGAGCUAAAAGUGUUUUUAGCUCCUUUUAAUCCGUUAGCGGGUCCGUUGCCAGAAACAAUCGGGCUUCUUAAGAAUCUAGAGAUUUUCAGAAUCUCAAGCACUAAUUUAUCCGGGAAAAUACCGGAUUCUAUUGGUGAUCUUGCAUCUAUCCAAAGUAUUGAUCUCUCAGAUAACGCGCUCACCGGGGUGAUCCCGGUGAGUAUCGGACGUUUGAAAGGUUUAAAAUAUCUCUGGCUGUAUAACAAUAUCUUAUCCGGUGAAAUACCGGAUGUUUUCGGUAACUUAACGUCGUUAACUCAUUUUGACGUCUCACAAAACAACUUAACCGGUAAAUUACCGGUUAGUGUUGCCGGUUUGCAUCUUGUGUCACUGAACGUAAAUGACAACCGCCUUGAAGGUGAAAUCCCAGCGGUUCUUUCUUCAAACGACAAGCUCGUCCAGUUGAAGCUUUUUAACAACUCGUUUUCGGGUACGUUGCCGGAGAAUUUGGGGAAAAAUUCCAACUUAGAGGAGUUUGAUGUUUCUAGUAAUCAAUUUUCCGGUAAGUUACCGGAAAAUCUUUGUUAUAAGAAGGCGCUUCAGAAGUUUAUCUGUUUUAAUAACAGAUUUUCCGGUGAAAUUCCGGCGUCUUGUGGGGAGUGUAAGUCUAUUUCUUAUGUGCGUAUAUCUAAUAAUGAGUUUUCCGGCGAGAUUCCGGCGAGUUUUUGGAGCUCGUCGGAGCUGCAGUUUGUAGAUAUGAGUGGUAAUAAGUUUCAUGGGUCGAUUCCUGGUUCGAUUUCUAAAUCGCUAACGAAGUUAGCGAUUUCCGGUAAUAAUUUCUCCGGUGAGUUACCGGCGGCGAUAUGCAAGUUACCGGAGAUGGUAGAAAUGGAUUUGAGUGAUAAUCAGUUUUCAGGUGCACUGCCAACUUGUUUGACCAAUUUGAAGAAGUUAGAGAAGCUUAAUCUUCAAUCUAAUAAGUUUUUUGGUGAGAUUCCGAAAGCUAUGAGCGGUUGGGAUGAGCUUUCGAGUUUGAAUCUCUCGAAUAAUCAGUUAACCGGAGAAAUUCCCAAUCAGAUCGGGGAUUUACCGGUUCUGAAUUAUUUGGAUCUUGCCGGAAAUUUACUUUCCGGCAAGAUCCCAGCUACGUUGAGUAAACUGAAACUCAACAUGCUGAAUCUUUCCAAUAACAAUCUGGAAGGAAAAAUACCAACCGGGUUGGAUAGUGAGGUUUUUGUCUCGAGCUUAACGGGUAACCCGAAGCUAUGUAGUCAGGAUCUUAAACCGUUUAGGAAAUGCAGUAAAUCGAAAUCAAUAAGCUAUUAUUUGGUUGGAUUUUUGUCGAUCUUGGCUUUCUUUCUUAUCGCAUCCCUUUUGUGGGUUGUGGUCAAGACUAAACUAUUCCGGCGAAGUAAAAGUUUAUGGAAGAUCACGUCGUUCCAGCGGCUCGGGUUUAAAGAACAAGAUGUGAUGGUGUCACUAAUGGAGAGCAACGUCAUUGGAAUGGGUGGGUCGGGUAAGGUAUACAGAGUGACACUCAAAACAGGACAGACAGUCGCGGUUAAAAAGCUCUACGGAGUUCACCGGGGUCCGGAAAACGAGGCGGAGUUUUUGUCGGAGAUGGAGACGUUGGGUCGAAUCCGGCAUAAAAACAUUGUGAAGCUUUUGUUUGGUAGUGUUGGGGCGGACUUCCGGGCGUUGGUUUAUGAGUAUGUGGAGAAUGGAAGUUUAGGGGAUUUGUUGCAUAAAGAUCCGAAAGGUGGGUUUUUGUUAGAUUGGAGCAAGCGGUAUGAAAUUGCGCUUGGAGCUGCCCAAGGGUUAGCGUAUUUGCACCAUGACUGUGUACCAAGCAUCGUCCAUCGGGAUGUUAAGUCCAAUAACAUCCUGUUGGACGAAGAGUUUAGACCGUGUGUUGCUGAUUUCGGUCUAGCCAAGACCUUGCAGCUAGAAGUGAAGGAAAGUGAUGAACCCAUGUCGCGCGUUGCUGGUUCCUACGGCUACAUUGCACCAGAGUAUGCAUACACAAUGAAAGUUACUGAAAAGAGCGAUGUUUAUAGUUUUGGGGUGGUAUUGAUGGAACUAGUGACGGGUAAGAGACCUAAUGAUGCAUCUUUUGAGGAACACAAGGAUCUAGUGAAGUGGGUAACCGAGGCUGCUCUAUCGUCGUCUGAAAAUCAAGGUGACGGUGGGUGGGUAGACUUGGACCAACUUAUUGAUCCUAAACUAAACCCCUCAGGCCAAGAUUACGAAGAAAUCGAGAACGUGUUGAAUGUAGCUCUUCAGUGCACUUCCGCAUUCCCCAUUAACCGACCGUCCAUGCGACGGGUUGUGGAGUUGCUCAAGGACCAGUCCCGGACACCAACAAAAUAACCUAGUUUUAUAACAUGUAUUUUUUUUUUCCUGUACAAAGUUUGUAGUUUGGGUUGCAUGACUUUGUAUAUAGACUACUGCUGUGAGAUUUUCUGUGAUGAUUUUGAAGAUUUUGACUCUUCAAGUUUA